This is a messenger RNA of Corticium candelabrum, 1106 nucleotides long. RefSeq lists its product as uncharacterized. Lineage: Eukaryota; Metazoa; Porifera; Homoscleromorpha; Homosclerophorida; Plakinidae. The transcript is spliced from 8 exons. The record is from RefSeq and is a predicted model, not a curated record. The coding region runs from base 382 to 936 and encodes 184 amino acids.
UCAACGUCAUACGGAAGGAUUGAGCAACUGCAAGUGGCUGCAGUGCCAGAUGAGCGCCUAUAAAAGCGUUUGCGCUGGUAUCUUCAUGUAUGCAAUUACUAGCCAUACCUCAGGCUGAAGACUAGUACUGUCGUUGUUGUGCUGCUCAGUUUCCUAGCAGUUUUCUUGGAUGCGUCUAAGACGCACAGCGUUGGGAACUCGGACUCAGCUAAAAUCAGCACCACCCUCAGUGAUUACACUGGCAACACUGUCUUGUUUGGAACAAAACAGCUUCCAGGUCACUCUUGUCGGCAAAUAGCUGAGCUUCUUCGUGAUGUGGACAAUGGUAUCUACUACAUCAAAAGUGUUGUUACUGGUGAUUCAUUUCCUGUGUUCUGCGACAUGGAAAAUGGAGGCUACACAAUGGUCUACAAAGCAGUUAGUGGAGUACCAGGAAACGUUGCAAAGGUGUGGACCAACAAAGGUGCGGUCAACGAGGAGCGAGAUGAUGCACUCAACACAAACAACUUUUUUAAAGGUCACUAUAAGAACCGGAUUGUUGACGAAUGGCGAUUAUAUAGACCCAAAGAGAUUGUUGUCGUGUUGUACAAAGGAGGAGCUGAGGUGCUCCGAAUGAGUUUUGAUGGUCAUUUGUCCAACAAGAAUUCUUGGUUUACCAAAGAACGUCUAGCUUUCUCUCCAUACACUGAUCUGAAAACAAGUACCCCAAACUAUUUUGGAAUUCACGCAUGGGGAACUCGUCAAUGGUUCAUCAACAGAAAUUACGGUGGUUGUGGAGCUGAUGCAGGCUGGCUUGUCUUUUUGUCUCCUGGUACUGGUUGCGGUUGGGAUCCAAGGAACAAAUUUCAAAUCAAAUACAGUCGUGUCAAUACAGCUCAGAAAUGGUCAACUGGUAAUGUGGGAGAAGCAGACGCCAUGGCUGUCUUUGUUGACUGAUGAAGUACCAACUCUUGGCGUGCUUUUUCUUUUCUUCAUCUUGGUUACUGUUUUUAUCUUGAUUACUGCUUGCUGUGUAUGUUGUUAUAUAUAGACGUUGCAGGUAGCUGAACUGUUAUAAAAAUGUAGUGCUUAUUUUACUAGAAAGUUGACGGUUGUUGUUAUUGGUU